This is a messenger RNA of Erythranthe guttata (spotted monkey flower), 1236 nucleotides long. NCBI's taxonomy places the organism in Eukaryota, Viridiplantae, Streptophyta, Magnoliopsida, Lamiales, Phrymaceae. The record is from RefSeq and is a predicted model, not a curated record.
AAAGUAUUAUAAUAAGUAUACUUAUAAAUUGCAAUAUUAAAAUUUUAUUGAAAAUUCGAAUUAUCUUCUUAAAUGAAAUUUGCAGGAGUACUACUCGUAGGGGCGCAAGGUUCGAACAAGAGAUAUAAUCAUUCGGACAAGAGAUAUAAUCAUAUGUUUGUAUUUGGAGAUUCGUAUGCGGAUACUGGAAAUCUGGAUAAAGGUUUAGCAAGCUCGUGGAGGGAACCGUAUGGAACCACUUUCCCGAGAAAACCCUCCGGCCGCUUCUCCGAUGGUCGUGUCCUCACUGAUUUCAUCGGUAAUUAUACCAAGUUCUUGCGAAUCAAGUCUCCAAUAGCGUACGCACAGAUGAAAUUGGGAGUUAAGAAAUUGAGACACGGUAUGAACUUCGCCUUCGGAGGGAGCGGGGUUUUUGACACUCUGGGCGAUUUUUUGCCUAAUAUGACAACUCAAAUCGACUACUUCGAGAAACUAAUAAACGACUCGGUUUACACGACUUUGGAUUUGCACUCCUCCGUCGUUCUUGUUGCUCUUGCUGGGAAUGAUUAUGGUGCUUUUCUUGCCAAUGGUGGCACUAACCAGUCUAUCAUACUCUACAUCUCUUUUUUGCUUAAAAAUAUUAUUUGUUGUAUAAAUUCUCAGGGCCUGCGAAGUUUCAUUCCUCUUGUGAUCAAUCAACUAUCGACGAACCUAAAACGAAUUCAAAAAAUGGGAGCAACGAAAGUAAUCGUGACAGCUUUGGAGCCAUUAGGGUGCCUCCCUCGAACGACAGAGUCGUCUUCGUUCAAGAAAUGCAAUGCCACUCAGAACUUAGAUGUCAACUUUCACAACCUUCUCUUACGGCAAACGGUAGCCAAACUGAACAACGAAACGAAUAACCCCACUUUUUUCAUUCUUGAUCUCUACAAAUCUUUCACUACAGUGCUCCAACGUAAAAACAAUCAUAAAGGGAAGUUGAAGUUUGAGACGCCAUUGAAGCCAUGUUGCAUGGGCAUAAGCAACGAGUUCUCAUGCGGAAGUGCGGACGAAAAUGGUACAAAACUGUACAAACUUUGUAGCAAUCCGAAAUCAGCAUUCUUUUGGGACUCGUCGCAUCCAACUCAGGCUGGAUGGAAAGCGGUCUACACGAUUGUGAAGUCGAGUCUUGCACAAUUAUUUUGAUUUUAGUAAAAUAUGUUUUGGUUAUUCAUUAUUAAUUAUUAAUAUAUAAAGGUAAUGUUUAUUAGCUUUUAGUUU